Molecule: messenger RNA, 1782 nt
Organism: Coprinopsis cinerea okayama7#130
Lineage: Eukaryota; Fungi; Basidiomycota; Agaricomycetes; Agaricales; Psathyrellaceae
Product: pyranose dehydrogenase
Exons: 11
Coding region: 1-1782 (593 amino acids)
Molecular function (GO): flavin adenine dinucleotide binding; oxidoreductase activity, acting on CH-OH group of donors
Source: RefSeq, a predicted model, not a curated record
AUGUCACGCAUCGCUCUGUUCGUCGCAGCUUUGGUUGCUGGCUGUAGCGCCGCCGUUUACCAGAACAUCAACGCGGCCCCUCGUAUCAACUAUGACUUUAUCAUUGUUGGAGGUGGGACUGCAGGAUCAGUACUGGCAAGGCGCCUUUCAGAGAAUCACCGUCACCAGGUUCUUCUGAUCGAAUCAGGUCCUUCACACGAAGGUGUUCUGAACAUCCAAGUCCCGUCCAACGUCGGACUCCUCUUCCGCACAGAAUAUGACUGGAACUUCACCACCACCCCGCAGACGGCGCUCAACGGUCGUGUUCUCGACUACAAUCGCGGUCAUGUGCUAGGCGGGAGCUCCUCUAUCAACGGAAUGUACUGGACCAAAGGUUCCGCCGAAGAUUACGACCGAUGGGCAAGUGUUACAGGAGACCCCGGCUGGUCAUGGAACAAUCUGUUCCAAUACACGCUCAAGAUGGAAAGCUUGGUUCCUCCUGCUGAUGGACACGACACUACGGGCCAGGUCGACCCUUCCGUCCAUGGAACUUCCGGGAACGUCAAGAUCUCCCUUCCUGGACACCCACUUGAGAUUGACCCUCUGGUCAUGGCUGCUGCCGCGGAAUUGGGUGGCGAGUUCACACCAAUUGUAGACAUGAACUCGGGUAGUCCCUUGGGAACGGGCUGGACUCAGUCCACGAUUGGCAAUGGCGAGCGAAGUAGCGCAGCCACAGCUUACUUGGAAUCCGAUUGUCUCAGGCGACGAAAUUUGCACGUUGUAGUGAACACACGAGUUACGCGAGUUCUUCAGACCAGGGGUGGACCGGGACGGGCCUUCAGAACUGUAGAGAUCGCUACCCAGAAGAAUCCGAAUGCUCCGCGAAUCCAGUUGACAGCAAAGAAGGAAGUCAUCCUUUCCGCAGGUGCCAUCGGAACGCCCCACAUCCUGCUCAAUUCUGGUUUCGGAAAUCCCAGCGAACUCGCUGCGCUGGGAAUCAGGCCCGCCGUCAAUCUUCCUGGAGUGGGAAAGAACCUCACCGACCAUCCGUUUACUUACGUUGCAUGGGAGGUUAAUUCGACCAGUACCCGCGACGUAUUGACGCUGGACCCAAAUGCUGCAGCACAAGCCUUUGGCCAAUGGUUCGCCACUCGAACUGGUCCUCUGACGAUUCUUGGGACGAAUCAGAUGUCCUGGCUGAGGAUCCCAGACAACUCAUCGAUCUGGGGUCAGUUCCCUGACCCUUCCUCUGGAAGCAACACUCCCCACUUUGAAUUGAACUUCGAUAACAGCGCCGGCUUCACUGGCGCACAAGGAGGGUACUACACCAGCGCUGGAAUUACUAUCUCAACACCAUGGUCUCGCGGCUCGGUGACACUCCAAAGUUCCAACCCCUUCGACCAGCCAAACAUCGACCCCGGACUUUUCACAUCUGCCUUCGACGAACAAGCGAUGCUUCACGCCAUCCGGACCCUGCGGAGGUUCUUCCAGGCCAAUGCCUGGAACGGAUACAUUCUGCAACCAGCCGGAGCAUGGACGGACGCGAUCAUGGAUAACGACGAAGCUGCUAUCGCUUUGCUGAAGGCCACUGUCAUCCACGCGUGGCAUGCUUGUGGGACUACGGUCAUGUCUCCCAAGAGAGCUAAGUAUGGAGUCGUUGACCCUGACCUAACGGUCAAGAACGUCCAGGGGUUGAGAAUCGUUGAUGCGGGUGUCAUGCCUUUCAUCCCAGCAGCUCACACCCAAUUCGCUGUCUAUGUCAUCGCUGAAAGGGCGGCCGAUCUAAUUAAAGCAAAGUGGUGA